UUCAGUGUCCCCUUUGGAGGCACCGUACACUAUGGUUCACAUCAAUGUGUUGAAAAAAUUUGUUUGUGUUCUUGUGGUGAUACUGGUAGCUCUGACGGUUUGCCUGUGGAGAGAGACGAGAAGAAGCUACUAUGUUCCUUUCAAGACUGAGAGUGAUGAUUUGCACAGGACUUCGGAAAAAUGGAAUCUACUUAAAUCCCAGGGCCUUUUCCAUGAAGCAGCCAGUGAAUUGGGUCAGAUACCCAAAACUUGGUUUAGUGACUCCAACAAAGUAAAAGGCAGCACCUCUGGAACAGCCGAAAAGUUGCAGAAAGCAGCAGACUCUGUGAAGGUAUGGGAUAAGGACAGUUCAUCCAGAAACCUCAUACCCAGGCUGCAGAAGGUCAGAAAAAACUACCUGUCCAUGAACAAGUAUAAUGUGAGUUACAAGGGGAAGAGGAACGCUGCUAAACUCAGCCCGGAGAAGCUGCUCUGCCAGCUACGGGACAGGGUGAACGUGACCAUGAUACAGGGGUCGGAUGGUCCUUUUGAUACCUGGGAGUGGCAGCAGUACCUACCAGGGAAAAGCCUCAAUGAAACAGUGGGCCGCCUGGGUCGCUGUGCUGUUGUGUCCUCAGCAGGGUCUCUGAAAUCAUCUCGUCUGGGACAAGAAAUAGACAGCCACGAUGCCGUCCUGCGAUUCAAUGGGGCUCCUACCAAGGGGUUUCAAGAAGACGUGGGGCAAAAGACAACAAUUCGUCUUGUGAACUCCCAGCUUGUAACCGUUGAGGAGCAGCAGUUCCUGAGGGAAGCACUAUAUAACACUGGAAUCUUAAUUGUCUGGGAUCCGGCACCAUAUCAUGCAGAAAUUCACGAGUGGUACAGAAAACCAGACUACAACUUUUUUGAAAGCUACAGAUCAUAUCGUAGUACACAUCCUGAGCAGCCCUUCUAUAUCCUGAAUCCAAAAAUGCAGUGGCAACUCUGGGAUAUUCUGCAGGAGAAUUCCUUGGAGCAUAUUCAGCCUAAUCCACCAUCGUCAGGAAUGCUUGGUAUCGUGAUCAUGAUGACGCUUUGUGAUGAAGUGGACGUGUACGAAUUUCUCCCUUCCAAACGGCAGACGGACAUUUGCCACUAUUACCAGAAGUUUCACGACCGUGCCUGUACCAUGGGAGCUUACCACCCCCUCCUGUUUGAGAAAAACUUGGUGAAGCAUAUGAACCAGGGCACAGAUGAGGACAUCUAUACUCGUGGGAAAGUUACUUUGCCCGGCUUCCGAAACGUGCAUUGCUAGCAGAUCAGUUUUUAGUGUGUUUAGGCAUUUUUCUUGACUGUCAAAGCACUUUUUAAAUCAGGGUUGUCAGAUUUGUUAGGUCUAAGCACUGGUGUGUUUUUACAGCUCUUCCAUGUUGCA
Molecule: messenger RNA, 1393 nt
Organism: Charadrius vociferus (killdeer)
Lineage: Eukaryota; Metazoa; Chordata; Aves; Charadriiformes; Charadriidae
Gene: ST6GAL1
Product: ST6 beta-galactosamide alpha-2,6-sialyltranferase 1
Exons: 5
Coding region: 32-1273 (413 amino acids)
Molecular function (GO): sialyltransferase activity
Source: RefSeq, a predicted model, not a curated record